This is a messenger RNA of Oppiella nova, 495 nucleotides long. The record is from the annotation of a GenBank genome assembly. NCBI's taxonomy places the organism in Eukaryota, Metazoa, Arthropoda, Arachnida, Sarcoptiformes, Oppiidae.
GAGUGGGGUCUAAAAGGGGGCCAAAUAUUUAUGCUUCAGUCGAGACCCGUAACUAAUUUAGACAACUCUUACACCGACUACGAGAUUAUGCAUGAAUUGGAUUCAUCUCAUCCGUCAGAGUUUGAGAUCUACUCCCGGGCCCAUUGGGGAGAAAACUUUCCCGGAGCCACCUCUUGGACAGCCCUUCAGAUCCAUUGGGGCAAUAAAAGUAGUUUUGUCCGUCGAAGCUUAGCCAUGAGACUUACCACUGUUGAAGAUUACAACCCAUUUGUAGAGAAUAUGGGACUUGAAUAUAACCAAGUUAUGUUUAAUAUAUCCAAUGGAGCUAUGACCGGAUUCUUUGAGGGCUACCCUAAGUCUAAGCCCGCAGUUUCUAUGGUGUUAGCCUGGUUUGGCCAUCAUAUUGAGGACAAGGAUGUUAUCAAAGAUAGGAAUGAGAAAUCAUGGGUUUGUCUCAUUGGGCUCAUCCAUGAAAAAUACUAUAUUGAGGACUAG